AUGGCGCAAAAAGAUUCUCGCGGCGUAGCUCAAGACGAACAUCAAAGCUUCAUUGAGUGGUGCAUUCGCACUGCUGUAUUUGUGGUGUUCUAUGCUGGUCAGUCCGCAAUGAUAAAUCUAUCCCAAUUCCUUGGUCUCUUGCUGUAUCCCUUCUCCAAGGCUCUUUAUCACGAUUACAUUCAGCAAACACAAAAAUGCUUUGGGAUGCUUCUUGUUGCUAUUACACAAUUUUUCGCACCAAGCGUGUUUGUUGUCACGACAGACGAGUCCGCAAAAGACUUUGUUAAGAAAGAUUGGAAAAAUGGACGGUUGUUCUUGAACGUCCCCGAAAGAAUUAUUUUGAUUGCGAAUCACCAGGGAAUGCAGUUUUUCCAGUUCAUCUUUUUGAAAAGAAGCUGGGUGGCAGAUAAGGACCAUCUGGAAAAGACAAUGCGUGAUCUAGCAAAGUCAAUGAAGCCGUUGUGGUUGCUCAUAUUUCCAGAGGGAACGCUCAUCUCAGAAUGUACGCGAAAAACCUCUCAGAAAUUUGCGGAGAAAGCUGGUUUGGUCGACCACAAGCACCUCUUGCUUCCUCGAUCAACAGGACUUCUUUUCUGUAUGAAGGAGCUUCAAGAGUCUGUAGACUAUAUCUAUGACAUGACAAUUGGUUUUGAUGGUGUUCGAUCCGGAGAAUUUCCGGAAGACCGUUACACAUUACGCCGGAUAUUUUUUGAAGGACGUUACCCAGCCAACAUCCAUGUUCAUGUUCGCCGAUAUGCAAUUGCGGAUAUUCCAAAAGAUGAGAGUAAGUUUACAGAAUGGCUACGACAACGCUGGACGGAAAAGGAUGCUCUGAUGACAGAGUUCUAUUCCAAAGGACGAUUUACAUCUAUUUACGAUUCACCCCAGAUAGUGAAGAUACAGAUGAGGAAUAUUACAGAACUAGCACAUAUUUGGUAUUUUAUGGUGCCUUGUGUGAUUGUAUGGUAUUUGGUUAAUACUUAUAGUUUCGGAUGGGCUAUUCCAUCAGUUUGA
Paraglomus brasilianum is the source of this 1014-nucleotide messenger RNA. The record is from the annotation of a GenBank genome assembly. NCBI's taxonomy places the organism in Eukaryota, Fungi, Glomeromycota, Glomeromycetes, Paraglomerales, Paraglomeraceae.